Messenger RNA from Nicotiana tabacum (common tobacco), 3118 nucleotides. The record is from RefSeq and is a predicted model, not a curated record. NCBI's taxonomy places the organism in Eukaryota, Viridiplantae, Streptophyta, Magnoliopsida, Solanales, Solanaceae.
ACUAAACCCUUGGUGUUAAACCCCUUUUCUUCAAACCUCCUCCACAGCCUCCAAGCCAAAGUACAAAAAAACAUCUCGUCAAUUUCCCUCCCUCUAACGGCGCAGAGAGAAGUGGGUUUAGUUGUUUUUCUCUUACAAAAAUUUUCCACAAGUAUUGCUUCACCCCUUCCAGCUCAAAUAUUUACAGGCUUAAUUUUCCCAAGCUGGGGUUGAAUAUUGAAGUUUAAAUUGUUCCAACUGGAACUUGAAGAUGGCUCAGGGUGCAUCAGAGGCCGUUGAGGCGGUUCACUUCAGUUUUAUGACGGAUGAAGAAGUUCGUAAGCAUAGUGUUAUAAAAGUCACAAGCCCUAACUUGCUUGAUACAUUAGGCGGACCACUGCCCGGUGGGCUCUACGAUCCAGCAAUGGGUCCCCUUAGUGAGAGAUCUCAAUGUAAGUCAUGUGGUCAAGGUACAGUUCGCUGCCCUGGUCACUGUGGUCAUAUUGAACUUGUUUCGCCGGUCUUCAAUCCCCUGCUUUUCAAUAUGCUGCACAAUCUUCUGCAACGAACAUGCUUUUAUUGCUUUCAUUUUAGGGCAUCAAAAGAAGAGGUUGAAAAGUGUGUCUCUGAAUUAGAGUUAAUCGCAAAGGGUGACGUUAUUGGGGCCAAAACCAUGGAUGUUCUCUCUCCUGAUAACUCUGCUGAUCGGGAGGAAAGUGAAGGGAGCCAUAUGUCAUGUACAACGGAUGAUUUAAAUUUGCAAGAUCGUUCUGAGUACAAUAAGAGGCCAUCUUGGGACAAUUUCCAGUUUACUGAAGCUAUGGCAGUUAUCGAUAGAAUUCUCAAGACUAAAUCUGAGAAAUGCAGCAAUUGUGAAACUAAAAAUCCAAAGAUCAAUAAACCGAGUUUUGGACGGUUUCAUAUGGAUAUUUCAAGUAAGCAAAUUAUUUUCAAUUAUAUCAAAAAAAGUCAAACGUUCAAUCUGCAGUGCACUGGUGGAAGCGAGGAAAAUCUUUCCCCUGAGGUGGUAAAUGGCACUGAGCCAUUAGGGGAAGCUGAAACCAGCUUAUCUAUGGCUUCCUCGGAUAGAUUAGAAAAUUCUAUGGCACGUGGAAGGCAAGGGGAUGAGGAGUCUAUUGUGAUGCAACAGAAAGACUUAUUUUCAGUAGCUCAUUUACCGUCUCAGGUCAGGAAAAUUAUAGAGCAUUUAUGGGAAAACGAAGCUCGUCUUUGCGCAUUCUUCUGUAAUAUUCAGGGUCAGCACCUUAAUACACCUAUCAAGGUGGCUGGGCCCUCUAUGUUCUUUUUGGAGUCCAUUCUUGUACCUCCAAUCAGGUUCCGCCCUCCAGCCAAAGGGGGUGAUUCAGUUAUGGAACAUCCACAUACUGUUCUUCUUGGCAAGGUCCUUCAGUCAAAUAUAGCUUUGGGAAAUGCCCAUAGCAACCAGGCUGGAAGGUCUAAGAUCAUUAACCGCUUGAUGGAUCUUCAACAAUCUGUAAACGUGCUGUUUGAUAGCAAAACAGCUGCUGGUCCAGGUCAAAAAGAUGUUGGUGUGGGCAUAUGUCAAUUGUUGGAAAAGAAAGAAGGUAUCUUCCGCCAGAAAAUGAUGGGAAAGAGAGUCAAUUUUGCCUGCCGAUCAGUUAUAUCUCCGGAUCCGUAUUUGUCUGUCAAUGAAAUUGGAGUUCCACCAUAUUUUGCUUUAAGAUUAACCUAUCCUGAGAGGGUGACUCCUUGGAAUGCUGGUAAAAUGAGAGAUGCUAUCAUCAACGGGCCUGAAAACCAUCCUGGGGCUCUCUCUUUUGCUGAUAGAAUAUCUACUGUGAAACUGCCGUCAGGCAAUGGUACAAAUAUCAAAAAAGUCCGUAUGGCAAUAUCUAGAAAAUUGCCUUCUUCAAGGGGGGCAGUGACUCAGUCUGGGAGGAACGAUGAGUAUGAAUUUGAAGGCAAAGUUGUUUACCGGCACUUGCAAGAUGGGGAUAUUGUCCUUGUGAAUCGGCAGCCUACGCUACACAAGCCCAGUAUAAUGGCUCAUGUUGUCCGUGUACUGAAAGGAGAAAAAACUCUUCGCAUGCACUAUGCUAAUUGCAGUACCUAUAAUGCCGAUUUUGACGGUGAUGAAAUGAAUGUCCACUUUCCACAAGAUGAAAUUUCUCGUGCUGAAGCAUAUAACAUUGUAAAUGCUAACGAACAGUACAUUGUUCCGACUAAGGGAGAUACAGUUAGAGGCCUGAUUCAGGAUCAUAUUGUAGGUGCAGUGCUUCUUACCAUGAAGAAUACUUUUUUAACCCUUCAAGAGUUCAACCAGCUUCUGUAUGGAUCUGGUGUGUUUGCUGCUGGGCCUGGUUCAACUUCUGGAAAUCAUUCAAAUAAAGUUUCUGUAGUAGAUUCUGAAGGUGUUGUACAAACUAUCUUGCCUGCUGUCUGGAAACCAAAGCCUCUUUGGACAGGGAAGCAGGUCAUCACUGCAUUACUAAAUCAUCUGACAAAGGGUAGUCCACCUUGUACCGUGAAAAACAAAGGGAAAAUUCCAUAUCCGUAUUUCCUGAGCCAGAGUCGCCUAGCUGAGUAUCAGUCAAGAGAAGAAGAAGAAGAUAGAACCGCUGAAAAUAAGUUCUUAAUUUGGAAAAAUGAGCUUGUGCGUGGUGUAAUUGACAAGGCUCAGUUUGGAAAAUUUGGUUUAGUUCAUACAAUUCAGGAGCUUUAUGGGGCCAACAAAGCAGGGAUUUUACUUUCUGCUCUGAGUCGUUUAUUUACUAUUUUCUUGCAGCUUCAUGGCUUCACUUGUGGUAUUGAUGAUCUUGUCAUCUUACCACAUUACGAUAUUCGGAGGAAGGAGGAACUUGAAGGAGGGGAUGUUGGAGAGGAGGCUCAUUGUGAUUUUGUGAAGUUCAAGCCUGGAGAAAUAGGCCCUUUGGAGCUCCAACUGGAAAUUGAGAAAGCCAUAAGCAGCAGUAAAGAAGCUGCCACAGCAGCCUUAGAUAUGAAGAUGAAAAAUAAAUUGGCAAAUAAAGGCUCACAAUUUAAUAAAGAGUUGCUGCUAAAGGGAUUGCUGAAACCUUUUCCCAGAAACUGCAUUGCCCUUAUGACAAUUACUGGGGCAAAGGGGAGUACGGUAAGUUGGUAAUUUUUUGAAAUCGUG